Mytilinidion resinicola is the source of this 1510-nucleotide messenger RNA. RefSeq lists its product as uncharacterized. Lineage: Eukaryota; Fungi; Ascomycota; Dothideomycetes; Mytilinidiales; Mytilinidiaceae. The record is from RefSeq and is a predicted model, not a curated record. The coding region runs from base 27 to 1313 and encodes 428 amino acids. The transcript is spliced from 3 exons.
AGACAUAUCUCUUUAUUGGCCUCGGGAUGCUGGUUCAACUCAUAGCAAUCUCCGUAAUAUACGCCACAUCGCCAACCCUCCAGGGCCACUACGAUCCAUCCCUCACCCACGCCCAAGGCCAAGCGAAAUGCCGCAAGGGGCUCGAAUGGAUCCCCUCCGCCAUCUGGCAACUUUGGUGGUCCUGCCUCUACGGCCCCUACCUCCUAUACCGCAUCCGCCACAUAUCCGAUGUCCACUGCUGGCGGCCCCAAAUUGCCUGCUCCGUCAUUGCCGGCUUCCCGGGCUCCCCCUUAUGGCUCGCUUCCCUGCACUCCCCAGCCUUUGCGCACAUAAACAGGCGCUGGGGACCCCCUCUAUGGCUCGCGCCCGGCAUCAUCGUUACACAGUCCGCUACCCUCUUCUUCCCCAUAUACGCCGCCUGGCGCGCGCGGUGCGAGCUUCUCGCAACCCUCGCAGCACUCAAAGCGUGGGACGAAAAACGCAGCCGCAACAGCACGUCCGGCAGCAGCAACGAUAACUCCAGCUGCACCCUCACCACCACCGACGACGUCUGGCACAAGUCCCACUUCCACAACAAAUCGAGCUUUAAAUCCGUGUCUACAGCUACAGUCGCACCGCGGACCCCAGUGAGCAGAGAGCUGCAAACUAUGGCCGCGCUCACCAAAGCCCUCGAACUCAACCCCGCGCCCCUCCUCCACUUCGCCGCGACCGCCGACUUCACCGCCGAGAACGUCGUCUUCCUAAUCCAAGUCCGCGACUUCAAACUCGCCUGGACAAAAGCCACCUCCACUCCCGCGAGCGCCACCUCCACCAACUCGAUGCCAAGGCUAUUCGCCGCCGCGCUGAGCAUCUACCGCUCCUCGAUCGACCCUGCGACGUCUGAGUUCCCCAUCAACAUCUCCAGCGCCGUCGCCGCGGCCCUGCGCGCCGUCUUCGGCGAGUUCGUGCCCUACCGCGACGAGUCGAUUGUGGAUUCCUUCAAGGACAAGGACGCGCGCGCGCACGACCAGAGCGCGUUCUCGGCGCAGUCGCGGAUGCGGGCGAUGGGCGGGCGGAAGGGGCCGCCGUUGUUUGCGGCGUCGGCUGCGACGUUUGAGAUGGAUGUUACCGAGUCUGUGGGGGAUGAGGAGAGGGGCAUUUUGGGGUUUGAGCCGGCGCCGUGCGUGAGGCCGACGUGGUCGCUGGAGACUGGGGGUGCCGUGGAGGGAUUUGGGGUGGGUGUGUUUGAUGAGGCGGAGGCGAGUAUACGGUAUUUGGUUUUGACGAAUACGUGGCAGAAGUUUGUGAGGGAGGGGUUGGUGGUUGGAGUAUAGGGCGUGAGGGAUGAAGGGGUUUUGGGUGUAAUUGGUGUUUCGGUAUUCUUUAGGGGUAAAAUAGGAGGUAUGCAAUUUAGGAAGCGAAGGAGGGAUACCUCACGAGCUAAGUUAUGUAAUUUAUAGUGUGUAAGAGACGGGACGGGGGUUAAGGAUAUUUAUAAUAUUGCCUAUAAAAGCUAUUUAGAUAUUAAUAA